Molecule: messenger RNA, 968 nt
Organism: Austrofundulus limnaeus
Lineage: Eukaryota; Metazoa; Chordata; Actinopteri; Cyprinodontiformes; Rivulidae
Gene: cldn8.1
Product: claudin 8.1
Cellular component (GO): bicellular tight junction; membrane
Molecular function (GO): structural molecule activity
Source: RefSeq, a predicted model, not a curated record
CUCAAGUGGAUUUAGUUUCCUAGCGACAGGUAAUAAUUCCCACCCCUUCCCAGGGCAUUUUAAUAUCCACAGGGAAGAGGCUGUCCAGGUGAACAACAACCUGCUCUUAACCCACCUGGAUGAAAAGCUAAUUCAAAAGAGAAAUCCUUUGCUUCAAGCCACAGCUACACUGAAUUUAACCACUGCUGUCUUUGAGCUGGUGUGAGUGAAUGAAGACAGGAUGGCCAGUUCAGCACUGGAGAUAGUGGCUCUUUUAUUGUCCCUGAUUGGACUGAUUGGGGCAGCAGCAUGCACCGGAAUGCCAAUGUGGCGAGUCACAGCUUUCAUCGGAGAGAAUAUCAUUGUUAUGGAGACUCGCUAUGAGGGCUUGUGGAUGAACUGCUUCCGUCAGGCCAACAUCCGGAUGCAGUGUAAAGUCUACGAUUCUCUCCUGGCUCUGUCGCCUGAUUUGCAGGCAGCAAGAGGGUUGAUGUGCUCAGCCGUGGCACUUGGAGGCAUCGGUGUGCUCAUCAGUUUGAUAGGGAUGCAGUGCACAGCAUGCAUUGUAAACAAUGAUCGGGCGAAGCGACUGGUUCUCAUCAUUGCAGGAUGCUUGAUUUUAAUGGCCUGUCUCUGCGUCCUUAUUCCUGUGUCCUGGACAGGUCAUGUCAUCAUCAGGGACUUUUACAACCCCUUACUGAUCGAUGCCCAACGCAGGGAGCUUGGCGAAGCUCUCUACAUCGGCUGGGUGACUUCUGCUUUCUUGUUUGCUGGAGGAUGCAUAUUUAUCUGUUGCAAUAUGCAAUCUGAAGACGAAAGACCAGAGAAAUACAUGUACUCCAAGAACUCAAGCUACAGUGCCUAUACCCCACAGCCCCUACAGCCUAUGCAGCCUCUACAGCCUCAACAGCUGGUACUAAUUCCUCGACCAGAACCUCAGCAAUACCUUUCAAGACAGCCAUCCAUUGUCUACAGCUAUCCCUCCAGAC